Messenger RNA from Fusarium fujikuroi IMI 58289, 3015 nucleotides. Its product is annotated as related to ABC transporter. Gene Ontology annotation, biological process: transmembrane transport. The transcript is spliced from 7 exons. The record is from RefSeq and is a predicted model, not a curated record. Lineage: Eukaryota; Fungi; Ascomycota; Sordariomycetes; Hypocreales; Nectriaceae. Gene Ontology annotation, molecular function: ATP binding; ABC-type transporter activity; ATP hydrolysis activity. Gene Ontology annotation, cellular component: membrane. The coding region runs from base 1 to 3015 and encodes 1004 amino acids.
AUGGGUUCCAAAGAAAAGCAAGACAAGACGGGCCAGAACGAUGGGCCUCUUGAUACCACCUCCACAACCGAAAAGGAGCCUCAAACGUGGCCCUAUGCUAGAAUUUUCAAAUUCGGCGGUAUAUUCGAGCAUUCAAUGCAAGCUGUCGCCAUCUUUGCGGCAGUUUGCUCCGGCGCAGGUAUUGCCCUUCAGAAUCUCAUUUUCGGGAGGUUCAUCACUGUCGUUAUCGAUUUUGCGUCCGCAAAGACAUCGCCUUCCCAUGUCCGCGACGAAACCGCAACGCUUGCUCUUUAUUUUGUUUACCUUGGCAUCGGCCGAUUCGUACUAUCGUACGCCUACAAUACGCUUCUGACCUACGCGGCGUACCGCGUAACUCGAAAUAUUCGACACGCAUACCUCAGAGAUGCGCUCAGCCAAGAAGUCGCAUUCUUCGAUCUCGGCACCAGCGGCUCCAUCGCAGCCCAGACUUCUUCCAACGGCCGCUUGAUACAAGGUGGAAUAAGUGAAAAGUUGGGUCUCUUGUUCCAGGGCAUGUCUACCUUGGUGACAGCAUUUAUCAUCGCAAAACAUUUUAUCAAGCGCCCGUACAAUCGAGCGUUUGAGAUGCGCGACAGGCUAGUCCGCAAAUUCAACACCUACUUGACCGAUGCCCACCACGUUGGUAUCAAAAUCUCGCCUCAUUUUGGCACCUUGCUUUCAGCCGACUAUUGCAUUGUCUACCUGGGCUACGGUCUUGCUCUCUGGCAGGGUAUCCGAAUGUUUUCUAAAGGUGAGAUAGACCAGCCUGGAGAAAUCUUCACUGUUAUCCUCUCUGUUAUCAUCGCCGCCACCAGCCUCACAAUGCUUGCGCCAUAUUCCGUCGACUUUACCCGGGCAUCUGUUGCUGCGGCGAAACUCUUUGACCUAAUCGACCGCGAGUCCGAGAUUGAUUCAUUCGACAGUACCGGUAAAAUACCAUCAGAGACGAUAGGAGAAAUUUCUGUCGACAAUGUUACUUUCGCCUAUCCAACCCGACCCGGUAUCGCAGUCCUUGACAACUACUCCGUCAAGUUUCCUGCUGGAAAAACUACUGCCCUUGUUGGUCAAUCUGGAUCCGGAAAAAGCACUGUCAUCGGUCUUCUUGAGCGCUGGUAUAAUCCUGAGUCCGGCACGAUUUCGUUAGAUGGCUGCCCAAUCGAUCAGCUGAAUCUGAACUGGCUCCGAACCAAUGUCCGUUUAGUGCAGCAAGAGCCAGUCCUAUUCCAAGGAACCAUCUUCGAUAACAUUCGAUCUGGCCUAACUGGCACUGCAUGGGAAGAUGCGCCAGUAGAAGAGCAGAUGCACCAUGUCGAAGAAGCUGCUAAGCUGGCGUUUGCCCAUGAGUUCAUCUCUAAGCUACCUAAUGGAUAUAAUACCCAGGUUGGCGAGCAUGGGUGCCUGCUCUCUGGUGGCCAGAAACAACGUAUUGCUAUUGCGCGCAGUAUUAUUUCCAAGCCCAAGGUCCUUCUUCUGGACGAGGCUACAAGUGCACUUGAUCCUGAAGCUGAAGGUAUUGUUCAAAAGGCGCUAGAUACGGUCUCUAAGGGUCGCACGACAAUUGUUAUCGCUCACAAGCUUGCUACUAUCCAGAAGGCCGACAACAUCAUCGUCAUGAUGAAAGGACGCAUCGUCGAACAAGGUACUCAUCAGUCUCUGACCAUGUGUGGCGGUACCUAUGCUCGACUCGUGCAGAUUCAGAACCUCACAGCACAGAGCGACGAGUCUGGAGACAUUACGGACCAAUCUGAACCCCUAGAUCACGUCCCGAUGUCUAUUGAACCGAGCAGAACUUUGACUCGGCAUGAGACCUCCCACCAAAGCGAUGUCGAUGGAAGCAAGGAUCUAGGUGGAUAUGAUCAGCAUGAGCAGCGCGGUGUCAUCUCUGUCAUUAUUCGGAUCGUUGGCCAGACGCCUGAGCUGAGGUUGGCAUUUAUUGUCAUCCUGAUGGCGUGCAUCGUGGCAGGCGCGACCUUUCCCGGCCUGGCCAUUCUUAUUGCCAAUAUCGUUGAGGUCUUCUCUCUCACAGGAUCUGAGAUAGAGCUUCAAGGCAACUUCUAUGCCAAAAUGUUCAUCGUCUUUGCCUGCGGGUGUUUCGUUGCCUACUUCGCUUUAGGAUACGCCACAAACGUUGUUGCUCAUAAUUUGAGUCACAAGUUCCGCAAAUCUAUUCUUGAGAGCAUCCUUCGACAGGAUUUGCAGUUCUUUGAUCGAGAAGAGAAUACCACCGGAGCACUGAUCAGUCAAAUAGACUCAAACCCACAGGCUGUCCUUGAACUUAUGGGCUACAACGUUGGCCUUAUCCUUGUCGCCGUCUUCAACAUCACUGCCUAUAGCGUCUUAGCUAUUGUGUAUAGCUGGAGACUUGGCUUGGUAGUUACCUGCAGUGGCCUUCCCCCUUUGGUUACUGCCGGUUAUCUUAAAAUCCGGUUCGAUGCUAAACUGGAUCGCGAGACGUCGAGGCUCCUUUCACUCAGUGCUUCUAUUGCUUCCGAAGCGAUAAAUUCUAUCCGGACUGUUUCGUCUCUCGCUAUUGAGAAUUCGGUGCUGUCUAGAUACUCCCACGAGCUGGAUCUCGCAUUGGCUGGCUCUAAGCGACCUGUGUUGGCCAUGAUGAUCUGUUUCGCCUUUACACAGUCUAUCGAAUACUGGUUUAUGGCCCUUGGCUUUUGCGUCACUAAAGGCAUUAAUGCGGCCAACUAUAUCUUUUGGCUUCAGGACCUUCAGCCGUCGGUAAGGGAAAUAGAUGAAAACCGUGGAAACGGCCCUGAAUCUGGCGAUAUGGUGAACAUCCGUGAUGUGCACUCUUCUUACCCUCUUCGACCCGAGAUGCGCAUCCUCAGAGGCAUAAAUGUUAAUAUAAAGGGUCAGUUUGUUGCUUUUGUUGGAGCAUCUGGUUGCGGCAAAUCUAUAAUAAUCGCUUUACUUGAACGGUUUUACGACCCCAUAACAGGCUCAAUUGAUAUUGACUCGACCUGUUUGACUUCUCUUAACCCUUGA